Sorex fumeus (smoky shrew) is the source of this 994-nucleotide messenger RNA. It is a transcript of the gene ARF3, whose product is annotated as ADP ribosylation factor 3. Gene Ontology annotation, molecular function: GTPase activity; GTP binding. Gene Ontology annotation, biological process: intracellular protein transport; vesicle-mediated transport. Bases 215 to 760 code for a protein of 181 amino acids. NCBI's taxonomy places the organism in Eukaryota, Metazoa, Chordata, Mammalia, Eulipotyphla, Soricidae. The record is from RefSeq and is a predicted model, not a curated record. Gene Ontology annotation, cellular component: cytoplasm; plasma membrane. The transcript is spliced from 5 exons.
CGGGGCCGGGGGAGCAGCCGGAGCGGCGUGGGCUGGGGGAGCCGGCGGGCGCCGAGCGGGAGCCGAGCGGAGCCCGAGCGGGAGGAGGCGACGGCCGCGGCGGCGGAGCUGGGAGCGGGGACAGGAUCAAGUCCUCUUGACCAGGGACCAGGCCCAAACCAGACUGCUGGUGCCCCCUCUUGGGCUCUGCUGUCCUCGGAAAGCAGCUGGAAUCAUGGGGAAUAUCUUUGGAAACCUUCUCAAGAGCCUGAUUGGGAAGAAGGAGAUGCGCAUCCUGAUGGUGGGCCUGGACGCUGCAGGAAAGACCACCAUCCUCUACAAGCUGAAACUGGGGGAGAUCGUCACCACCAUACCCACCAUCGGUUUCAAUGUGGAGACAGUGGAAUACAAGAACAUAAGCUUCACGGUUUGGGAUGUGGGUGGCCAGGACAAGAUUCGACCUCUCUGGAGACACUACUUCCAGAACACACAAGGUUUGAUCUUCGUGGUUGACAGCAAUGACCGGGAGCGAGUGAAUGAGGCCCGGGAGGAGCUGAUGCGGAUGCUGGCCGAGGACGAGCUCCGGGACGCUGUGCUCCUUGUCUUCGCAAACAAGCAGGACUUGCCCAACGCGAUGAAUGCCGCGGAGAUCACGGACAAGUUGGGCCUGCAUUCCCUGCGUCACCGCAACUGGUACAUCCAGGCCACCUGUGCCACCAGCGGGGACGGGCUGUAUGAAGGCCUGGACUGGCUGGCCAAUCAGCUCAAGAACAAGAAGUGAGAGCCAGGCAGCCCCGCCCGAGUGCCCCGCCCGCCCCCAUAUCUCCUGUCCCCCUGCCCCCGCCCUGCCCCUUCCUCCUGGUGCCAGUGUGGCCAGGGCCCUGGGUAUCAUGUCCGCAUGCCCACCAAGAGCCUUGCCUCCCCGCCCCUUCCUCUGUCCGCCGACAUGGCCAGUCCCUAACUGCUGUCCUAAUGAUGAAUCAUUCCAGUUGACUGGAUUUCAAACAAAAAAUAA